Messenger RNA from Xenopus laevis (African clawed frog), 3553 nucleotides. It is a transcript of the gene mtrex.S, whose product is annotated as Mtr4 exosome RNA helicase S homeolog. Lineage: Eukaryota; Metazoa; Chordata; Amphibia; Anura; Pipidae. Gene Ontology annotation, biological process: maturation of 5.8S rRNA; mRNA metabolic process; RNA catabolic process. Bases 232 to 3327 code for a protein of 1031 amino acids. Gene Ontology annotation, molecular function: RNA helicase activity; nucleotide binding; RNA binding. The record is from RefSeq and is a predicted model, not a curated record. Gene Ontology annotation, cellular component: nuclear speck; nucleus; nucleoplasm. The transcript is spliced from 27 exons.
UACGUAAUGUGACUGGCGCCGGUGCGUCAUUAGUCCGCGACUCGGCAGUACGCGUGAUCAAGCCGUGACAGCGAGUCAGUCUAUUAUCUGGGUAUUUUAAUUUCGUACCAUAGGGUCUCUUACUGGAGCUGUGUUCCGGUAACUAAUAGGCAAAUUGGUUUAUCUCUCAGUUGGUACUGGUUUAUUUACUUCCGGCUGUGCACGCUCAGCUUGUGUUUCCAGGGGGCGAAAAUGGCUGACGCGUUUGGAGACGAGUUGUUCAGUGUUUUCGAGGAAGAAACCUCCGCGUCCAGCAAAAGUGCCCAACCCGCGGCAGCCGGCAAGAGCAGCAAACGAAAUGCCAAAUUUAAAGGUGCCGAGGCGGGUCCUGCUCCAAGGCCUAAGCGGGAGGCUGACGUCAUUGAUGGACCUGAUGAUGUUGUUUUUGGGAAGAAGCCAAAACUGGAGAUAUCCUCUGCUGACGACAUAAACCUAGCAGAUCUAAUGCCACGACUAAAAGUUCAAGAAGUAGAAACAGUGGAAGGCUGUAAUCAUGAGGUUGCACUUCCCGCAGAUGACGAAUACAUGCCUUUAAAACCACGAGUUGGAAAAGCAGCAAAGGAAUAUCCAUUUAUUCUGGAUGCUUUCCAGAGAGAAGCAAUUCUGUGUAUCGACAACAACCAGUCUGUCCUGGUCUCCGCUCACACAUCUGCUGGGAAAACUGUUUGUGCGGAAUAUGCAAUUGCACUGGCUCUGCGUGAAAAACAGCGGGUUAUUUUCACUAGCCCUAUCAAAGCCCUUAGCAACCAGAAAUACAGAGAAAUGUACGAAGAAUUCCAGGAUGUUGGAUUAAUGACAGGAGAUGUCACCAUCAACCCUACAGCCUCCUGCCUUAUUAUGACAACUGAGAUUUUGCGCAGCAUGUUAUACAGAGGAUCUGAAGUCAUGCGUGAAGUGGCCUGGGUUAUUUUUGAUGAGAUUCAUUACAUGAGAGAUGCAGAAAGAGGAGUAGUCUGGGAGGAGACCAUUAUACUUCUGCCAGAUAAUGUGCAUUAUGUGUUCCUGUCAGCCACCAUCCCAAAUGCACGUCAGUUUGCUGAAUGGAUCUGUCAUCUUCAUAAACAGCCUUGUCACGUCAUUUACACAGACUAUCGACCCACUCCUCUUCAACAUUACAUCUUUCCAGCAGGGGGAGAUGGACUGCAUCUUGUUGUGGAUGAAAAUGGAGAUUUCAGGGAAGAUAAUUUUAAUACAGCAAUGCAGGUCCUCCGAGAUGCAGGGGAUUCAGCUAAAGGAGACCAGAAAGGUCGCAGAGGAGGGACAAAAGGUCCUUCUAAUGUUUUCAAGAUUGUCAAGAUGAUCAUGGAGAGAAACUUUCAACCCGUUAUCAUCUUUAGCUUCAGUAAAAAGGACUGUGAGGCCUAUGCACUGCAAAUGUCUAAACUGGAUUUUAAUACAGAUGAAGAGAAAAAAAUGGUUGAGGAAGUAUUUAAUAAUGCAAUAGACUGUCUCUCUGAUGAGGAUAAGAAGCUCCCACAGGUUGAACACGUACUGCCCCUUCUUAAGCGAGGUAUUGGGAUUCAUCAUGGCGGGCUUCUUCCUAUACUGAAGGAGACCAUUGAGAUCCUAUUCUCAGAAGGCUUGCUUAAGGCUUUGUUUGCCACGGAGACUUUUGCCAUGGGUAUCAAUAUGCCAGCCAGGACUGUUCUAUUUACCAGUGCACGGAAAUUCGAUGGAAAAGAUUUCCGUUGGAUCUCAUCAGGUGAAUACAUUCAGAUGUCUGGCCGUGCCGGGAGACGUGGUAUGGAUGAAAGGGGAAUAGUAAUUCUCAUGGUUGAUGAGAAAAUGAGCCCAACAGUCGGAAAACAGCUGCUAAAGGGCUCUGCUGAUCCUCUGAACAGUGCUUUUCAUCUAACAUACAACAUGGUGUUAAAUUUGUUGCGUGUAGAGGAAAUUAACCCUGAGUACAUGUUGGAGAAGUCAUUCUACCAGUUCCAGCAUUACAGAGCAAUCCCUGGAGUAGCAGAAAAGGUUAAAAAACUAGAGGAACAAUAUAACAGUAUACAGAUUCCCAAUGAAGAAAAUGUUGUUACAUACUACAAAAUCCGUCAGCAGCUUGCCAAACUUGGAAAAGAGAUUGAAGAUUAUAUCCAUAAACCCAAGUACUGCCUUCCCUUUCUGCAGCCUGGUAGGGUGGUUAAGGUAAAAAAUGAAGAGGAUGAUUUUGGAUGGGGCGUAGUGGUCAACUUCUCCAAGAAAUCAAAUGUGAAGCCCAAUUCAGGUGAACUGGACCCACUCUAUGUAGUAGAGGUACUUCUCAAUUGCUCAAAAGAGAGUGUAAAAAAUGCUGCUACAGAAGCGGCCAAACCAGCAAAACCAGAUGAGAAAGGCGAAAUGCAGGUUGUCCCAGUAAUGCUCCACACUCUCUGUGCCAUUAGUAGCGUGCGUCUAUACAUUCCUAAGGAUCUCCGGACCACUGACAACAGACAGAGUGUGCUUAAAUCUAUCCAGGAGGUACAAAAGCGCUUUCCUGAUGGGGUGCCUUUGUUAGAUCCUAUUGACGACAUGGGAAUCAAGGAUCCUGGGCUGAAAAAAGUUGUCCAGAAGACAGAAGCUUUUGAGCAUAGAAUGUAUUCCCACCCACUCAACAAUGACCCAAACCUGGAGUCCCUAUACAAGCUAUGUGAAAAGAAAGCACAGAUUGCCGUAGAUAUCCGAUCAGCAAAAAGGGAGCUAAAGAAAGCACGGACAGUAUUACAGAUGGAUGAGCUGAAGUGUCGGAAGCGAGUGCUGAGAAGACUGGGAUUUGCCACUGCUGCUGAUGUUAUUGAAAUGAAAGGCCGCGUGGCCUGUGAAAUCAGCAGUGCUGACGAACUCCUCCUCACCGAGAUGAUAUUUAAUGGGCUCUUUAACGAUCUGACGGCAGAACAAGCAUCCGCACUCCUCAGCUGCUUUGUGUUUCAAGAAAAUUCCAGUGAAAUGCCGAAACUGACAGAGCAACUGGCAGGACCCCUGCGUCAGAUGCAGGAAACUGCUAGGAGAAUCGCCAAAGUUUCAUCAGAAGCUAAACUAGAGGUGGAUGAAGAGACGUACCUGGGUUCUUUCAAAUCCAACCUUAUGGAUGUCUUGUACACCUGGUCGAAUGGGGCAACAUUUGCACAGAUUUGCAAGAUGACUGAUGUGUUUGAAGGUAGUAUAAUCCGCUGCAUGAGACGACUUGAGGAAUUGCUUAGGCAAAUGUGUCAAGCAGCAAAAGCCAUUGGGAACACAGAGCUAGAGAACAAAUUUGCAGAAGGAAUUACGAAAAUAAAAAGGGAUAUUGUUUUUGCUGCAAGUCUCUAUCUAUAGACAAGAAGCCGGUGAAUAUGCUCCAUUUACCUGCCAGCCCCUGUUACUGUUAUGUUCCCCCCCGGUCCCAAAAAAAGAGAGGCCGGAUCUUUGCUAUAAACCAUUUUUAUUGUUUUGGUGGUAUAAAUUUGGCUCACAAGCAACCUUUGAGCAAAGCAAUAUUAUACAAGUGUUUUUGUACAUAAAAUGCGUUAACACUAUUUUAAUAAAAAAUUUACAGUUUGAA